AAUCAAGAACGCACUCUGCUGCCCCAACUGAAGGGCUAUAAGAAGAGUCCCGAGCCGACGAGUAGCCACCAUCAUCCGGUCUGAAUCCUCCUGUGCUACAGGUCUCCUCCGAACUGCAACCAUGAAAUUCCUCAUCGCCGCCCUCGUUGUCAUCGCCCUGGCUCAAGGGAGCCUUGCGCAGGAAGCUCUCGACAUGGACGCGAUCACCCAGAAAUUCGAGGAGAUCAAGAACCAAGUCACCUUGGAGAUGAACAAGCUGAUCAACACCCAGGACCUCGGCAGCCAGGCUCAGACCUUCUUGGAAGAGCAGAAGAAACAGUUUGAACCCCUGCUGACCAAGGUCCUGGAUGAGAUCAAAGCCGCCGCUGCCAAUGCGCAGGAGCAGAUCGAGCCCAUGACCACCAGCCUUCAGGCCCAGAUGCAGCCCAUGCUGCAGAAGGCCCAGGAGCAGAUUGAGGCCUUCGUGAAGGACCUUACGGAAAAGACAAAGGCCCUGACCAACUAAAGACAAAAAGGAAACCCACAGCCAAUCUUCUUCCAUCAUGGACUGACUUCCUUUUCGAACGUCAAGUGUUUCUGUACCUUUGUGACAUGGGGGAUUUCAUCCCCAAAUCCAAAGUGAAAUAAAAAUCUUGAAACACAA
Corythoichthys intestinalis (scribbled pipefish) is the source of this 643-nucleotide messenger RNA. It is a transcript of the gene afp4, whose product is annotated as antifreeze protein type IV. The transcript is spliced from 4 exons. Bases 122 to 505 code for a protein of 127 amino acids. NCBI's taxonomy places the organism in Eukaryota, Metazoa, Chordata, Actinopteri, Syngnathiformes, Syngnathidae. The record is from RefSeq and is a predicted model, not a curated record.